This is a messenger RNA of Owenia fusiformis, 1250 nucleotides long. Lineage: Eukaryota; Metazoa; Annelida; Polychaeta; Sabellida; Oweniidae. The record is from the annotation of a GenBank genome assembly.
CAGAGACAUAACAGAGAGCAUGGCAGACGCAGUAGAAUCAACUGACAUGAAUUUAAAAGAUGUUGUCUUCAAAUUAUGUGAUAGGAAUGAGAAAAUGAUAGCUGCUUGGAAAACAGAAUUUGAGGAGCACAUUGCAUCAAAUAGAGUACAGGUUUGUGAAAGCCGUGACAUCUUCAAAGAUAGAGCUCCCUGUGCAGAUGCUAUUGUAUCACCUGCAAACAGUUUUGGUUUUAUGGAUGGUGGCAUAGAUAUGGCAUAUAGCAAGCAUUUUGGCUGGCAGCUACAGAGACGUCUCCAAGAAGUCAUUAGGAAGGAAAAGUAUGGGGAAUUAUUAGUGGGAGACGCAGUGAUCAUUCCAACAUUUGAGCAUGGUAUUGACUCGGAAGAAGUACAAGAGCUCCAAAAGAGAGAUGAUUGGGCGAAAUGCAAUGAAGGUCAACCAAUCAAAUUCAUGAUAUCUGCUCCUACUAUGCGUGUUCCACUAGAUGUAUCAAAAACAGUCAAUGCUUAUAGUACAUUUCGUGCAGUCAUCAUAGCAGUCAGUCAGCAUAAUGAGACAGCUGAGAGUACAGAUCAGAUCAGAAGUGUACUUUGCCCAGGUCUAGGCACCGCUAUAGGGACCAUGCCUCACCAGAGAUGUGCGCAUCAGAUGAGAAAAGCACUUGAGAUGUAUGUGCUAGGGAGAGAUGAGCAUAUAAGGAACCCAAAAGAUCUAGGAACUGUUUGGAAAGAGCAUGACGAUAUGACUGAGUUUGGUCAUGCUGAUAUCCCUCCACCCCCAAAAGAGGGAAAAGUGCAAAAGUGGUCACUAUUUGGGUUGUUCUAAUACAAUACCAACAGAAACAUCACAAAACAUGAAAUAUCAAGCUUUCUGACAAGUAUUGGAGAGGUGAUAACCAUCUUACUCAUGAGCUAAUAAAAAUGCUUCUCAUUGAAUCUAACACAAUUCCCCAGGAUAUCAUUGAACACUGAGACAAUGUGGGACAUUACAAUCCAUUGGAAAAAUGACUACCCUAUGAAUUACAUGGGAACAAUGUUUCGUCUAUGAACAUCUGAAUUUUCGAUGUGCCCAAUGGUCAUUUUCUUAUAUACAUGGUGGGUCAAAAAUGUCCAUCUUUUUCUAUAUCUUUGUAUAUAAUACUUUUGUGCUUGGAAUACACAUAUUUAUCCCAUACUUGAGGUCAAACAUGCGCUUAUAAAAUGGAUUGAAAUAAGUGAUAACAUACAGAGAAUGUUCUACAUUGAAAACU